Molecule: messenger RNA, 2001 nt
Organism: Gamsiella multidivaricata
Lineage: Eukaryota; Fungi; Mortierellomycota; Mortierellomycetes; Mortierellales; Mortierellaceae
Exons: 2
Coding region: 1-2001 (666 amino acids)
Source: RefSeq, a predicted model, not a curated record
AUGGCCACACGACGAUCGCGAUCCAUAUUAGUUGGCCCCUGCUUUAUUCUGCUGGCAAUCCUCGCUCUUUUCUGUAUCACUAUCCCGACAGCAGAUGCAGCAUUGGCCGUCAGAAUCGACGCCACAACGACCGUCAACUACCGCACCUGGGACCCCUUCCAGGGCAAGGCCGAAGUGUACUCGCUCUCGGGUGUUCUGCUUAUGGGCCAGGUUCAAUCUGACUGCACCGUGCGUGUGGACCCAGCUGCGGCGCCUGCAGGACAGGCCAUCUUGAAUGCCGUUGAUCCCAGGAACCCUAUUGUCGACUCCAUCAUCGUGCUCCGAUACGACUGGCUUGACGACUGCGCUACCUUUGACGAUAUCUUUGCCCAUCUGGAAUCUCUUAACGGUCAGCUGCAGUCCCUGGCCCUGCCGGAGGUCGGCGCCCUCGUCAUGGACGGUAAUGCACAGAGCACCGAGGACUUUGGUUCUCCCUUCAUCCAGUUGGCUAACGCCAAACACUGGAACAAGGAUACCCUUCUCAAUAUCUCAUUCAUUGGCUCGGACAACGUGCUCUCGCUCGCAUCCACGCUUGCAACCAAUAACCACGCGCUUCUGGCCACGGUCGCGCAAGAUCCUGGACCAUGGAACCGCAUGUGGGACUCAAUUGGGUUCAAAGUUGUAAUUCGGGGACUCGAUAUCAUGGCCGGAAUCAUCUUUGUCUAUGGUCUCUGGGUGCUCGCGUUCAUUUACAAGGCCAGGCAAGAUAACCAGCACAUUCGUCGAUACAUGGUCUUGAUUCCCGGAUGCAUCUACUUGCCCUUGUCAAUUGCGUUCGCACCCUACAAGGUCCAGGUCCCCUGGCGCAAUGCCGUGUACUACGUCUCGCUGCUGUUCCCGUUCAUAUCGUUGGGACUCCAGAUGACGAUGUGGGGCAUGCUGGUCUAUCGCAUCAAGCGCAAGAAGACCAAUAAGCUCUUUGCGUACUUUUCCUACGUCACUAUCUUUGUCCCCACAAUUUCGUCCUUCCUGGAUGGUAUCGGUUGGUUGAUUCCGUCGCUGCCUAUCAUCCGCGUCAUUGGGGAGCGCGGGUUUAUGUACGCGACUCCACUUGUGAUCCUGAUCCAGGCGGUUUUGAUUUUCUACUAUGCGACGACGUUCUUCAAGUCCCUCCGAGGCAUUGCGGUAUCGCAGACGACGCGCACGGCGCUGGUCAGGAUCACGGUGCUGAACUUGGCGAUGAUCUCAUUCUUUGUUCUGAUGCUGCUCUCGAGAAUCGUGUCCCUCAUGGGCUUGAAUAUGAAGAGCCGGUCCGCAUACAUGACAGAGCUGUUCAUCUUCCGGUUCUCGUUUCUGUUCUUCUAUGCGGCCUGCUUCCGGACGCUCUCGAUUCGUCAGCCAAGUGGAUCAACGGUCGAUUCUAAGGGCUCGUCGACGAAUGGCAAGAACCCGUCCAAGAACCAUACGCACUAUCCUAUGGACAGCCUGAGUAACCAGAACAGCAGCACCAACGGUGUGAGCAGCCGCCACGCUCAAGACAGCAGUCUCGGCGAGGGUUCGAAGCCCAGUCUGCACUUCAACAAGCACCUUUCGAACCAUGCCUCCAAGGGCUUCACGAUCCCGGACCCAUCCAGUCCUGGUGGGUACAAGACGCCGUCAUUUGGCGGCGCAAUCCCGGGCCCGAAGUCGGCGCAUGGGUACACAAGUCAGCAGCAGCUGCUUCGUUCAGAUUCCUCUGAGUACCCGGACCCGUACAAGUUUAACGAGUUUGGACACCUGACACAUAACGAGUCCUCUCCCACACCCAAAGAGCUGGAGAGUGCGACUAGGGAGAGUUAUCUAGAUGCCCAGGAGGGAGAGGAUAAGGAUAGCGUGUACGGCAGCCACCGGUUCCCGGCUCCGUCUGGUUCGAAACAUGUACAUAUUGCGAAUGGCGGACGGGUUGUUGUCGGUAAGGAAAGGAACUCGGAGGGGUACUCGCGGUUCGAUGUCUCGGAUGAGGACCAGGGCAAAAAUGUGUGA